Messenger RNA from Oncorhynchus gorbuscha (pink salmon), 2832 nucleotides. RefSeq lists its product as uncharacterized. NCBI's taxonomy places the organism in Eukaryota, Metazoa, Chordata, Actinopteri, Salmoniformes, Salmonidae. Gene Ontology annotation, molecular function: DNA binding. The record is from RefSeq and is a predicted model, not a curated record. Bases 154 to 1119 code for a protein of 321 amino acids. The transcript is spliced from 5 exons.
UUUUUUGACAGCAUGCUUGCUUUCACUUUCAAUGUUUUGAUUUGAUAAUGUCAGUUGAUGACAACAAACACGCGACUAUUGCACAUUGAAACGGAGACAUUACCAUUUAAGGAAGAAACGACGAGUCACUUUUAGGAUAUUCUAUACGAUAAUAUGCAAGAAAUGCUGGAACCACAGCCGUGUAAAUGUGAGGGUGAGCGGAAUCAAGAAAGCGUCCUACAACAAAGAAUAGACACGGUUAGCAUUGGCAAUAGAACCAUGAAGAUGGAGACAGAUGUAUUUAACCCUUCCCACACUGCAGAGCUCCAGUUCCUCAGGUCACGGGUUCGGGAACUGGAGAAAGAGAAGGCCGAAAUGGCGGCUGAAAACCAAUGGCUACAAAACAUGCUAGUAAAGGAGAUCCCUGACCUGCUUUCUACCAUGUGGCAGAACUUGGGCCAAGCCAACCAGCCCCUCCACCCUGCAGUGUCCCCAGCAAUAGUGAGGGGCGAGAGCUACACAUACACACACCACUCUGUGUCAGGACAAUCUGGCCGACGGUUCAGUCCCCCACUUCAUCAUCAGCCCAUGACUCAGGACGACGUGAAUGGAAGCAUGUCAAACUUUGGACCCGAGAUGGCCAUCAGUGAGCACAGUGUGGACAGAGACUUAGAGCUGAGUGACAUCUCAGAGGACGACAACCCUCACAGCUCUCUGUUUGGCUCAGCAGCCGACCUACCCGGGAUGAGGACAUGCUCAGAGACAGACUGUGUUAGUGGGACGGGCCAUGUAAACCAGGUGGAGGUAUACCCAUGUUCCGGCGUCUUCUGUGAAAUGCGGUCUUGGCAUGCAGCAAAUCAGACGCAGUCUCCCACGGCGAUGGCGCGCACUCUGUUGCUGGGCGUGUUCGACAUGGACACCCUGCUGAACAGCAACCUGCGAGGGGGGCGGAGCCGCAGACCAACCUUCCCCAACCACCGCACCGCCCUGGACCCACACAAGCUCAACGCCAUCUACAAUGCCACUCUAGCCCGCUUCCCAUUGGCCAGGAAGGGACAAAUUGGCACCGGCAUCAACUCCAAGCUGUCUGAGAUCCGGUUCCGAUCCAGGAGAGCCAACCGGGACCCCAGUUAUCUAUGAAGGACUGUUCCUGCCCACACACCCUGUUGUAUCAAAUCAACAUUUUAGUUCUAGUAUUUUAUCACAUUAACCGUUCAACUGUAUCAGUAUAUGAUUACAUGCGCGUGCAGAAUGUCUUGCCUAUGAAUGGUAAAAGGACUCAUAAGAUGGACUAAUGCUAGAGGAAGGAUUCAAAGCCAGUGGAACAACGUACAUAAGAACCGGCUUUGAUGGUUAAAUUCCCACUCUGUCGCCGACCAAUUAUUCGUAAACCACACAUGUGAACGGUCCCCGGGGUAGUCUCUCUGACUGACCGAGAUGCAUAGAUCCAGGACAGCUGAUCCAUGUGUGACCAACCAGUGGAGGACGGGAGGCUUCAGUCAUGUCUUACCAGACAGACGCCUCUCUGUCGUUGACCUCUACCCACUUAGACAAAGGAGGCAAGAGGGGAUUGGAGGGAGGCCAAACUAUAUUUCUCCAUUGAUUUCUCUGAUCCUAGGCAUUAAGCUCACUCCUAAAGCUCCAUUACCAGCCCCAGGUCCCCUCUGCACCCUCUCCUUCCAAUCCUCUCCUUCCGCCUGAGAGGAGAAUCAAUUUGUGGCCCCCACCCACCCAGCCUUCCCCAGAGGUGUCACAGCUCCCCAUGCCUAAUGGACCCACAGGUACUCUGAGCCUCCAGCAGGAUGACAGAAGAAAUUCAUUCAUCUUAAAGGACCUAAACAGUGUGUCAUUCUCCCCAAGUUCACCAUGUCCACAGAGCCCACAUGAAGAGAACAUGACUGGGGAUUUGGCCUGAUGCAUAUAUGAAGUAUUGGAUUAGAUGUAACCGUUGGUAAUGAGGAACGGUCAAGUUGUUGUUUUAUAUCCGGUCAUGUCUGAUGUUCAAGAUAUUGAAUGUUUGAUGCGAAUGCAUUAAAAGAUUGCUGUUUUUCAUUGCCCUUCAUGUUGUCUCUCUCUAGUCAUCGGAACGAUUUGAGAAAUUACGCAUUAACCAAUUGCUUAUCAGCUACUUAGUUUUCGGCAAAUGAGAAAGAGAGAGGAGAAGAUGAUAGGCAAUGAAUCACUAGCCCAUUGGUAAAUUGAAAUAUCCAUUACAGUAGUCCACCUACUGGGCAUACCACUUCAUUUGAACGUGAAGAAAUGGGUAUUAUUUGGUUGAUACGUUGAUCAACGAGAUUAAAACCUAUUUUCAACCAUUCAAAACGACUAUGCAUUCAACCAUCUUAAAGCACAACCAAAUUCGAAUGGAAAAUCAAUGUCUAUUUUUUGGUUUAGUUGUCACCUAAAUGUGUUAUCGCUACGCUUUCAACCAUUUAAAAGCACAACAAAGUUCAAAUGGAAAUGCAGUGUCAUAUUUUGUUUAUUUAUACAACAACUUAAUGUGUUAUCACUGUGCUUCAUUGAAUAGCACAACCAAAUGACACGGAUUGCAAUUGAGAUUAUUGACGUACACGGUGUGCAGAAUGCAGUGGCUAUACAGUAACGCUAUACAUGACUCAGGGUCUCCGCUUCACAGCGGUCUUGACAGACAAUCUCUCUGAACUUGAGCACCGCGCAGAAGUUGCCCUUAUCCCUAGCGCUAAUUUGGCUACUUUUGCACAUUUGUUUGUUGUCUGAAUGAGGGAAAUGCUGUAAAUUACGAGGACUUGUUGUACACUGAGUAUACAAAACAGGAACACCUGCUCUUUCCAUGACAUACCCUAAUCAGGUGAGUCCAGGUGGAAAUAUGAUCCC